Messenger RNA from Tyto alba (common barn owl), 1951 nucleotides. It is a transcript of the gene GFRA3, whose product is annotated as GDNF family receptor alpha 3. Gene Ontology annotation, molecular function: signaling receptor activity. Gene Ontology annotation, biological process: nervous system development. The record is from RefSeq and is a predicted model, not a curated record. Bases 91 to 1359 code for a protein of 422 amino acids. Lineage: Eukaryota; Metazoa; Chordata; Aves; Strigiformes; Tytonidae. The transcript is spliced from 8 exons. Gene Ontology annotation, cellular component: external side of plasma membrane; signaling receptor complex.
GAUCGAGCCGAGCCGAGGCGGGGCUGCGCGCAGCAUGUGAGCUGCGGCCCCAGAGCUCGGAGCGACCGACGGCCGGCGCCGGGCUCCAGCAUGGGGCUCGCCCUGCUCCUGGGGCUGCUCCUCUCCCGAGCCGGAGACCUCCUGGCUCUGCCGAGGAGUGACUGCAUUGCAGCAGAACAGCUGUGUCUCUCGGACUCUUCCUGCAAUGCAACAUAUAAGACCCUGGAAAACUGUGCCCUGGCCAAGACUCGCUUCCUCCCACUGGAUCACGAUAGCAGGGUCAGAUGUCUGAAUGCAGAGCUAGACCUUGGAAACAGUUCUUUGCUACACUGCAAGUGUCACCGGCGCAUGAAGAAACAGGAGCACUGCUUACGCAUUUUCUGGACCGUUCACUCCAGCAUGACAGACGGUUAUUUCAAUUUGGAGACCUCUCCUUAUGAGAAUCCAGCAAAUGAAGAACACUGGAAGACAGAUUAUAAUAAACUGGCAGCUCUGUUAUCAGGCUCACAGUUAGCAGGAGAUGCAACAAAUCCAUGCCUGAAAGCAACUCACGUCUGUAAUCUGAGCAAGAAGUGUGUUCGUCUGCGCACGGACUAUGCCUCUAUCUGCACCAAGGGAGCAGGAAGUGAGGACACGUGUGACCGUCGCAAAUGCCACAGAGGGCUAAGGAAUUUCUUUGAGAAAGUCCCUGAGGAUUUCACCAAAAGGAUCCUAUUCUGUCCAUGUCAAGAUGAAGUUUGCGGAGAACGACGCCGGAAAACUAUUGUUCCUGAUUGUUCCUUCCAGUAUAACACCAAGCCCAAUUGCCUCUGGCUUCUGGACUCCUGCUUAGAAGACCAUAUCUGCAAAUCCCGACUGGCUGACUUCCAACAAAACUGUCAACCUGCAGACAUGUCUCCAGAUGGUUGCUCUCAGCACAACCAUGCUGCAUGCCUGCAGGCUUACAUGGGGAUGAUCGGCACGCCCAUGACACCCAACUAUGUCAGUAACUCCAGUGUGGAGGUCUCCCUGUGGUGUACAUGUGAGAGCAGUGGCAACCAGAAGGAGAAGUGUGACCAGAUACUUGGCCUGUUUGAGAGCAACAGAUGCCUUGAAAAUACCAUUUGGUCUCAAAUGCACCUGAAGCAGACAGCUCUAGAAAGACAGGAAGACUUAUUUUAUUCAUCUCCCCUAAGCUUCCAAGAAGACAGUGCCAGCACAUCUCUUGCUUCAGAAAUGUCCCAGGUGGCUGAAAGGAAGACACAGCGAGACAUCUCAGAACACAGCAGUAUGCCUAUGGCCUCCUCUGUAUAUUCUGGAGCGGCUAUUUCUUGGCCAUCUCUGGCUCUGUUCCUGCCUCUUUUGAUAAGCCCACAUUAACUUGGCAUAAAUAGCAUUUUUCCUUCCCAUAUUAUUAAUAUUAUUCCAUAUCCAGGCACCUCCCAAUACUGAUUUUCCUUUGGGAAACAGGCGGCUUCCAGAAAAGAGGAAUGGAACAGCCUUAACACAGAACAGCAGUCACUGAAAACCUCUCCCUAACCUGCACCCCACUAUCACCCAAGCAGUUUGCACUGAGCUCUGCAUAUAUGGUGCCCAUCAUUGCUUCUGCCGUGUUAGCGUUUUGAGAAACAGUCAGGCUAAUAUUCUAGUGCAGUAUUUUAAAACAAAGGUCUGAGUUCUGUCAGAACUUGUGCAGAGAGGGACCUGACGCAGUGCGUCCUACCACCCUGCCUUCUGGAGCUCUUCCUCAGGCAUACAGUCAUAGAAUGGUUUGAGUUGGAAGGGACCUUUAAAGAUCAUCUAGUCCAACCCCCCUCCCAUGCACAAGGACAUCUUUCACCAGGCUGCUCAAAGCCUCACCUAGCCUGGCCUUGAAUGCUUCCAGCGAGGGGGCAUCCACCACUUCUCUGGGCAAAAUGUUCCAGUGUCUCACCACCCAUUGUAAAAAAUUUCUUCCCCACGUCCAAUCUAA